AUGCUUUUCAUCCUCUUCUUCUUCACAACGCGCUUGCCUGUAUCCCCAACACCACGCACCUUCGUUUUUGGUCCCUUAACCUUCCCCUUCCCCUUCACCUUCCCCUUCACCUUCCGCUUCCCCUUAAUCUCCCCCUUAAACUUUUUCUUCAUCUUACCCUUCCCCUUCACCACCUCUUUACCCUUCCCCUUCACCUCCCCCUUCCCCUUACCUUUCCCCUUCCCCUUCAUCUCCCCCUUCACCUUCCUCUCCCCCUUCACCUCCCCCUUCCUCUUCCCCUUCACCUCCCCCUUCCUCUUCACCUCCCCUUUCCUCUUGCCCUUCACCUUUACCUCCCCCUUCCCUUUCUCCUUCACCUUCCCCUUCCCCUUUGCCUCCACCUUUCCCUCCCCUUUCACCUUCCCCUUCUUCUCCCCCUUCACCUCCCCUUUCCCCUCCCCCUUCCGCUUCACCUUCACCUCCCCCUUCCCCUUCCCCUUCACCUCCCCUUUCCCCUCCCCCUUCCCCUUCCCUUUCCCCUUCACCUCCCCCUUCCCCUUCCCUUUACCCUUCAACUCCCCCUUCCCCUUCACCUUCACCUUCCUCCUCUCCCCAACCUUGACUCCAGUCACCUUCCUAUCAUCCGCGCUACCCACCUUGACCGAGCUCGCAACACCUCGUCCUCCCUUCACUCCAUCCCCAGCACCACCCACCUUCCCCUCUUGCACCGCACGUGCCGCCUUCCCUCUCUUGCCCACCUUCCCACCCUUCUUCCCCGUCGUCUUCCCUUGCACCAUUGACAACCUCUCUUUGUUCGUCGUCUGCGCCUUUCCCCUGUGA
Messenger RNA from Closterium sp. NIES-65, 819 nucleotides. The record is from the annotation of a GenBank genome assembly. Lineage: Eukaryota; Viridiplantae; Streptophyta; Zygnematophyceae; Desmidiales; Closteriaceae.